AUGUUGUCGAGGAUCCUGAGAAACUUUGCUACCGAAAGAGUUGCAUAUAAACCAAAAUACUUCAGCCAAGAUCAAAUAGACUUCUAUAACAGAGAAGGCUUCGUUGUAGCUAAGCAAGUCCUACCAAGAUCUAUCACCGACAACCUACAAAAGUGGGCGAAAGAAAUGGAGGAUCUCCCAGAGACUCCAGGGAAGUGGAUGAAAUACUUCGAAGUUACUAAAGGACAGAGACUUUUAUGUCGUGUCGAGAACUUCCUUCCAUUUUUCCCUGAACUCAGAGAGAUCUCCUACGGGAUGGUUACCGAUAUGAGUUCUGACUUGUUUGGAGAACAAGCUGUCAUCUAUAAAGAAAAAAUUAACUUCAAGUUCCCACAAGGAAGCGGCUUCGCUGCUCACCAAGAUCAGCCAGCCUUUGUAAGCUUCGGUUGCAAGAAACUGUUGACCGUCUUACUUCCAAUUGACGCCAACACCAGACAAUCAGGAGGUCUUGAUUUCGUUCGCCAACAUCAUAUCCCGGCCGAAAUUCUUCCUCAAAACUCCGACGGCUCACUCCGCACAGACAUUGAGGCCAAGCUUAACUGGAUUCCUCUUGAUGCCCAUGGUGGUGACUUGGUCUUUUUUGACAGCUAUGCUCCACACAGAAGUGAUGUGAACACAUCCGCAUCUACAAGAAGAAACUUGUAUCUUACUUAUAACCCUCUAUCACAUGGGUCUUGGAGAGACAAGUAUUAUGAGGAAAAGAGAAGAGUCUUCCCUCCAGAGUGUGAAAGGGACCCUACUAAAGACUACAGUGAAGGUGCUAAAGUUUUCAAUGUGGCAAACCCUAUUAAGUAA
Molecule: messenger RNA, 834 nt
Organism: Blepharisma stoltei
Lineage: Eukaryota; Ciliophora; Heterotrichea; Heterotrichida; Blepharismidae
Source: the annotation of a GenBank genome assembly